GGAGGCCGUCGUCUGCUCCAGCACCGCUGCCCGUAUCCUCCUCUCCAUAUAGCCGCUCGCACCGGACCGAUGAAAACAGGAGGCAUCGUCCAGGUGCUGGACUACGGCCGGUGGACAGAAGGUGCCAUCGACGGGCUUCUGAUUAAACACCACGGAGCUCCACGCAUGCUGCAGCAGGUGGAUGACGACUACGCCGCCAUGGUCCAGAGGGGGUGCACUGACCCUCACAGUUUGUUACAUCCGACCACAUGCCAACAUAUCUCCAGAUAUGUUAAGCAUCUGGCCAAAAGAAAACCCACCAGCUCCUCUCUGAACACCAGCCCAGAGAAGGUGUUGGAGACACAGCAGCUGUGGCAGAGCUUGACCACCGGCAGCCAAACGGUCAGUGUGCCGGUCAUCACCAUGCCUCCUGCAACCGUCAACCCUCCAGCUGUGGCUCCUCUCAAGGAGGAGUCACUGAGCCGGGAUGCAGUGGAGAAGAUGGUGGCUGAGAUCCUGGACAAGCAGCAGCAGCAACAUCCGCAGCAGAAGAUGACGAGGAACUGUCCAGCCUGCGCUCAGCCAAAGUCCCGCUACCUUGCCGACGGUUCCUCGGUUCAUUUAUUCUUCCAGACCAAGACAGUUAAAGAUUUCUACUGCUCCACCAAGGUCUUUAAGACGUAUGAAUGCGAAGGCCUGAGAGACCCCCGCAUGUCCUUUGAGGACUUUGCAGCGUCUCCUUUCUUUGAGCGUGAGCUGGAGGCCGCCAAGCAGAGGGGGGCCGAGUGGAAGAAGGUGAAGGAAGAAGAGGAAUAAGAGGAAGUCGGCGGAGCCGCUGCCGACAGGUCGCCUGUGCCGCUGAGGCAAGGCCCCGGCAGCCCUCAUGUUCACAGCUGCUUCCCCGGGGUGUUGGGGAAGUACGUCUACUGCCCCUCCAGGGUGUUCUCCCUGUACAAGGACCAGGGCAUGGGGAAGGAGAUGGCCUGGGGGGACUUCACACAGUCCGAUUUCUAUGAGGCGGAGAGAGACAGAUGGGUCACAGAGAGGAAGAAGAGACCACACACAUAUAUAGUAUUAGUAAUACUAAUUAAAUGAUACAAUAAGAAUUAUUGGACGAAUAUAAGCAGCAUUAUUGCAUUGAUAUUGAUUGCAAAUAUAUAUGUCCAGUACAUGAGAAUGUAUAUAAUUAUUGUUUUGGAAUAAAUAUCGAUAUUUUACUAGAAUAAAUACAAUUAUUGCUGUAUAUAAAUAUUAUAUAAUAAUGUAAAUAUAUAUAAAAUGUGUAUCCAUCCUGACAUUUGAAAAGCUAAAACCAGGUCAUGUUGCUGAUUGUUUCAGCACUUAUAUUAUAAAUAUGAUUUUGAAUACACUACUCUGUGUAUAUGUCUAUAUAUAUAUAUGGUUGUUUUAUUAUAUGUAUAAUAAUGUAAUAAUUAUGUAUGCAUGUACAUAUAUACUUAUAUGGGAUUCACAUGUUCAUUUCAUUGGUUUUAUAUUUUUUAUUUGUUCAUUUUAGACUUCAGUUGUGUUUUAUAUAUAUAUGGAUAUAUAUAUAUAUACUGUAUUUAAUUAGUUUUGUUUUCAUUUGUUUUAUAUUAUUUCUUUUCAUUUUAGAAUUCAGCUGUGUUUAUAUGUGUGUAUAUAUAUAUUCACAAAUCCCAUCAACCAUUCUGUGAAUCUCGACAAACCUCCCUACCAGGGGGGGGUGUGAGGGAUUCUUAUGGCAGAGACACACAGGUGACUCAAACCGAACCCCCCCCCACCUGCAGAAGGUGUAGGUGAUUCUACACCCGGGAAAGUGUAGGAAAAUUGCCUACAAACCCCCCCCCCCCCCGUGUGUCGGCAAUGGCCGACACUCAGGGGAGGGCAGGCAAAUCCCUAGAACCUUCGCCAACUGCCUUCUACGGGACUCACAGAUCCGCCCCACUCCUUUCAAUGAAGGAGCAGUGCCGCCUGCUGGAAAUCACUAGUAUUACAUACUCUGGUUUGCUGCUCCGUUACGUCACAGGUGACUUCAAAGCACAGAACCAGUUAGAACUGGUGGGUUGAGUGACGUCACAAUGCUCGCUUCAAAGACUUCUCUAAACUACCGAUGCGAUAUAUCUUUGGCCACAAGUCUUUGGGGGCGCUGUUUCCCCCCUGGACACGAGGCAAAGAGACCCCGUAUGUUACCCUUUGAGUGAGUCAGUGCUGACUGUGUAGCAGAGCCUCCCUCUCUCUCCUCUUCCGGUCCCCUCGCUUCCCCACUCUGUACUGGGUGGAAUUGGGUUUACAUAACCAACUGCAGUCUGAGAUAACGCACCACUACUGACAACAGCUUCUCUUUAAAGGCCACAAAGACACACAACCUUUAACAUAAACACUCACAGCAGGUGCUUUAUGUAGCUUAGCAUGCGCUAUGCUUCUUCUCACCGCGCUGGGCCGCAAACACGUACACGCGCAAGGCCCAAAAGCCAACGCUGCACAGUAGCCUACAACUCGCCCUCAGCUUCAGUUGCACAGCAACCUCAUUCCAGACACGCGGCUUCAUUAUGACUUUUCAGGGAACUAGUCUCUGAUUCCACUCAGGAAACACCAAAGGCAAUGAUGCAGUCUAAACCUCUCUCACAACGACCCCCUGCCACGGCACUGGAGGAGUCUGAAUCCCCAACACUCACAGCAGUCUGUGGCCUCGGCAUUGCAGAGUCGGUGCAGCAGAGAGGUCAUUGUCGAGAGAGAACGCUGACAAUUUAUGUAACUCUUACUUCAUUUUAAGCAGGGCUCUCAAGUUUUGAAGACAGGCAAGCGUGACAUUUCCAUCAGCACCCGAUUCUCACCUGUGCGAGCAUUGCAGCUGAGCGUUGCACGCGCCGACAUCGAGCCGAGAAGAGUUGUUGACGGGGGGGGGGCUAGUGACUAUUUAUUUGCUCCAUCCCAAUGCGCGCAGACCGGCGUCGGAGCUCUGCAGCGGACCAAUCGAUCGGCGUAUUGAGCACCCCUGCAUUCAAGAAUUAAAUAGCCGAGAGCUUUUUUCAGCGUGAGGAAUACGAUGUGUGGCGGGAGUGCGUGAGUUAAGACCGAAAUGCGUGAGUCUCACGCUCAAUGCGUGAGACUUGAGAGCCCUGUUUUAAGUGGUUUUUUUUACACCAGUUUCAUAUUCGGGGUAGCUUCAGCUCGCUCUGAUUGUACAGGGCUGGGGGAGAGGUCAGAUACAAGGGGUGUUAUCUAUCUCAGGGACCCCACUUACAUGCUCAGCCAUGUGCUGGUUGCAUGUGAGAGAGAGACAGAGACAGACACGUCAUCCUGGGUGAACCUGAAUCACUCAGUGACUGUUCUCUACAUUCUCUCUUACUCUGUGGCUCAAAGGAGAUCAAGUCACAAUACCUCACCGACCUCACUUCAUACUAACAACUGGAGCACUGACACCUAAACAUUCUUCAAAUUUCUUCUAUUAAAUAUUUGACAAUCAUCACAGUAUAUUUUGUGUUACAAUAGUUUUUCUUUUGAUGCAGGUUUUGGUUGAAAUACAAAAGGCCACAAAGACAGCAUUUACUUGUUAAACAUAAUGUUAGUAAAUAAUGAAUAAAUAAACUAGAUUGGGCUCUGUCUUCUAGUUGUAGCUGUCUGACAGUGGUGGAAGGUAGACAAUGAAGUGGGCAGCAAGGCCAACUUGUAUCUUUAAAGAGCCAUAACUCCCAGCUCGGGCUCUUCUCCUUCCGUUUUAGUCUGGAGGAGGAUCUUCACUUACCAGUUGAGAUUCGUCCCCCUAAGGUGCACGUUCUCAUCCACAUGAACUGCAAAGCUUAACUGGCACACUGGUCGAGGCCAUGCAGGCGUUUCGUUAUGCAAGUAAGCGACAGUUGCCGUUACGCCAUUUACCCAAUUUAUUCUCAAAUCAAUCUACUGCACUUUUCCCUUUAACCUGUGUUUUGUUUGUAAACUAGACAAAGCAGUACGUUUCAUGAACUCACAACGGCCCGAGUCAUGCAUAUGAAUCAUAAUGCUAAUAAAGAUAUUUUAAAAAGGGG
Molecule: messenger RNA, 3986 nt
Organism: Pseudoliparis swirei
Lineage: Eukaryota; Metazoa; Chordata; Actinopteri; Perciformes; Liparidae
Exons: 2
Coding region: 70-795 (241 amino acids)
Source: RefSeq, a predicted model, not a curated record